AUGGGCCGAGGCCGCAACCGCAAGCCCCGCAACUUCGCCACGUUCCGCCUCUGCCCGCGCCCCGGGGCCGCCGACGCCUCCGACCGCGUCUUCGUCCGCGUCGACGAGAACCCCUACUCCGUCCCCGGGUUCGCCGACGACGAGGCCCCCUCGUCCUCCACCGCUGUCGGUGGAGACGGCGGCGAGCCCGCCCCCUCCUCCACCUCGACCGACGACGGCGGAGCCGCCCUGCCCGAGCAAGUCCGCCUCGAGAUCUUGGAGCUAGGCCUCCCCGACGACGGCUACGACUACCUCGCCCAUCUCCGCGAGCUCCGCCCCUCCCUCUCCUCCACCGGCGGCGGGGGAUCCUCGGCCGUGUUCCUCCCCAGCCGCCGCCCCGCGCGCUUCGGUCCCCGCGUGGACGUCAAGGCGUACGACUUCACUCGUACACCGCUUGGUUCCGGGGACGUUGCGGUGGUGGCGGCUAGUCGAGCUGAGGAGGCUAUUGACCUGGAUGUCGCUAGGCUGCUUGACGGGAGCCAUUCGCCGACCGUUGAGUCGGGGGAUGAGGAUUUGGAGGAGGAUUUUGUUAUCCUUGCGAAUGAGCCAGAUGAGGAGCAGGAGAACGAGGAAGAGAAUGUUGCUGGGGGCGAGGAGAAAGCUCUGCAGCUGCCUCGCGAGCAAUUUGAUUCGCUUGCUUUGGAAGAUGCUGACAGUGGAGAUGAUUGUCAUGUUCGAGAUGCAAAGCAUGAACUGUCCCAGGAGGUUACAAGCGAACUGAAAUCGACUCACAGUGAAAACUUCGAUGCUGAUAAAAAAUGCAGGGCACCAGCACCACAAUAUGUUGCUCACGGGAUACUAGAGUCAAAAGAGCAAAUUGAUGUGUCUUCUAAUGCCAUCUCCGAAUGUGCUGGAUAUGCUGAAAUAUAUGAUGUCAGUGGAGAAGAACAAGUGAUUCUUGCUUCAGAAAGUAGUGAGGGAUCUGCAGUCAUGUACUCUACUACCAUGGUUUCUGGAUCAUAUCUCGAUGUUAAAAAGAAAAUUCCGAAACUUUCCCCUGGAGAAACAAGUAUGAAAAAAGCCAUCAUCAGAAAAGGAAUAGAGAAGCUUCCUGCAGGGUAUUUACCUCAGAGGAACACUUCGAGUGAUGAAACUUUAAAACCGGGACCAUACAAGGAACCAAAAGAGGAAGGGACAGAAAGCUAG
Miscanthus lutarioriparius is the source of this 1185-nucleotide messenger RNA. NCBI's taxonomy places the organism in Eukaryota, Viridiplantae, Streptophyta, Magnoliopsida, Poales, Poaceae. The record is from the annotation of a GenBank genome assembly.